AACUCGCGCGCACAGACGACAGACGCAUCCUGAUCGAGUUAACUAACCCAUCCACACCGCAGAACAGCGUUAACUAACCCCUCCAGUCACCGCUGAGCAGCUGGGAUAUCAACGGAUCGAUCAGAGCAGUAAACAACCGUCUCUUCGAGAACUCAACAGGUCACAAUGUGUAACAUGGAGCCUCUUUUACCUGGAUUCAGAAACACACUGAAGCGUCAGGCAGCGUUUGAGCUGUUCGAGGACCCCAUGUCUCUGUUCUCGGGGUGUUAUCCGGUCGAGGAGGAGCAGGCGGCUCAGGAGGUCCCGUCCGGUCUGGACUGUCUCUCUCAGGAUGCCGGGGUGUGCUCCGUUCCUCUGCUGACCCCCUGCAGUAAAGCCCUGGUCAGUCAGGCGCUGAAGGACAGCUUUAACGGCUUCUCCAAGGUCCAGCGUGUCUGUGGGAUCUCCAACAACCCGUGUAAGUGGACCAAGCAGCACGUCCUGCAGUGGCUGUACUGGGCGUCCGGAGAGUUCAGUCUGACCAACAUCAACUUCUUCAAGUUCGACCUGAGCGGACAGGAGCUGUGUGACCUGGGCAAGGACGGAUUCCUGGAUCUGGCUCCGGAUUUCGUGGGUGAUAUCCUGUGGGAGCAUCUGGAGCAGAUGAUGAGAGCGUGUCAGGAACAUGAAGAGGCCAGAGUCUUGAGUCGCGAGGGCAGCUGGUCGAGCGGUGUGUGUCUGGAGGAGGCUUCUCUGAAGGUCCCGGAGUCUCGUGGCAGUCUCCUGCGGGAUCUCUUCCAGACGGCGGAGGACUCCGGUCUGCUGUCGUGUGGUCAGGAGCUCUCUCUGUACUCCAGACCUCAGCUCAGCACGGUCAGCGUCAGCUACAUGAAAGCGUGUCCAGGUCUCAGCGCAGUCUCGUCCUGCGAGCAGACGUCGGUGGAGAGCGUGGAGAGUGUGGAUGGCUCUGAGAGUGUCCUGCGCUCCUGGGGCAGUCACUCAUCGCUCGCUGAUGCCCAGCGCGUCCCGUCCUACGACAGCUUCGAGGAGGAGCUGGUCUCGGCUCCGCUGGGCCUCAGCAAACACGGCCUGUCCUUCAAAGACUACGUCCAGGAGAGGAACGAGCCUCUGGAGCAGGGCAGACCCGUGAUCCCCGCCGCCGUGCUCGCUGGAUUCACCGGAAGUGGCCCCAUCCAGCUGUGGCAGUUCCUGCUGGAGCUGCUGACGGACAGCAGCUGUCAGAGCAUCAUCAGCUGGACCGGAGACGGCUGGGAGUUCAAGCUCACCGACCCCGACGAGGUGGCCCGCCGCUGGGGGAAGAGGAAGAACAAGCCCAAGAUGAACUACGAGAAGCUGAGCCGAGGCCUGCGCUACUACUACGACAAGAACAUCAUCCACAAGACGUCAGGGAAGCGCUACGUGUACCGCUUCGUCUGCGACCUGCAGAACCUGCUGGGAUACACGGUGGAGGAGCUGCACGGCAUUCUGGGAGUUCAGCCGGACACCGAGGACUGAAGCGGCGGCGGGAACCCUGCGUCACGUCCAGACCUCAGCGGGGGUCUCUGUUUACGGGAGCGACCGAGCGCGAUUCUCCUUGCGGUUCUUCGGUCAGCCGAGAGUUAAAGACACUUUUAAACACUUGACACUGGGUUUGAUCUUUCCACGCUGUGUUCGCUCCACCAGGUGAUUCCUGUAACAAAGAUUAACCAACAGACGAAAGCCUGAAACACAGAGAGCGUUGGUUUUCCAGGAUUGCCUUACGAACGCCUCUCUUCAGAGAGAACCAGCGCUGAUCUUUCCAUUCGUUCACACCUGGAUCUUCACACCUGGUGGCCUUUCUAACGGAGAGACUCAAUCACUCUGAACUUUGAUUUAGCUUUGAUUUGAUGUCGAAUGUUGGUGCAGGAUUUGCGAGCGCUUCUGUUUUUCCUGAUAUUCCUGUGUAUUUUGUGAGUGUUUCAGUUCAUGUAUUUAUUGGAGUCUAGCUGGACUGCUUGUUGCUGGUUUUCGCUCCGGCCAAAGGGACGUGGAGAUUUCACGUCUGAAUGUUUACGUUUACCAAAGCUACGAGGCGUUAGCCUGACGCAGAACUGAAAGCUGCUUUCGUUUCGUACACUGGAGAUCUUUCAGGAUCAGAAGCACAGUUUGACUGUAAAUGUAUGCUGUUUAUUUACUCUGCGUUACUGUAGAGACGCCGGACUAUUCUUCUUCUUACUAUUAUUGUUAUUAUUAAGAGAAUUUAUACGGAAACCAUGUGAUUGUAAAUGUGUUUGUAUGUAUUUGGUUGUUUUUCUAUAUCCAGUUGCUCUUUAGAGCAUGUUUAUUUUGCAGAUGAUUCUGAAAAGAGUUUUAUGAUGAUGAGAUUUAUUGAUCUGUUCGAGUGUUUUUAAGAGAGUCACUGCAGCAUCUCUUUAUUAAAGACGUCUGAACGUCCUCGGAUCCGUGACUUUACACCGGUGGAAACAUGUUCAGCAGGAUCUGUGUGUUUGACUCACGAGGAUCUGUUCAGACGUGCAUCUUUAUGUCAUGCCAAGUAUCUGUCAAAGUCAACAAAUAAAUUCUUGUUAAAUGA
This is a messenger RNA of Carassius auratus (goldfish), 2551 nucleotides long. Its product is annotated as protein C-ets-2. The coding region runs from base 166 to 1494 and encodes 442 amino acids. Gene Ontology annotation, molecular function: sequence-specific DNA binding; DNA-binding transcription factor activity, RNA polymerase II-specific. Gene Ontology annotation, cellular component: nucleus. NCBI's taxonomy places the organism in Eukaryota, Metazoa, Chordata, Actinopteri, Cypriniformes, Cyprinidae. The transcript is spliced from 10 exons. The record is from RefSeq and is a predicted model, not a curated record. Gene Ontology annotation, biological process: cell differentiation; regulation of transcription by RNA polymerase II.